Messenger RNA from Ambispora gerdemannii, 846 nucleotides. The record is from the annotation of a GenBank genome assembly. NCBI's taxonomy places the organism in Eukaryota, Fungi, Glomeromycota, Glomeromycetes, Archaeosporales, Ambisporaceae.
AUGUCUCAGUCUAAUAAUGACACUAGCAGCGGCGAAGAAAUUGACAUUGAACAUUUAACUCACGAGCCUAGCGUAGUGAUAGAAGCUUUACCAAACCUGCCAACACAACUUCGGAAAUUGUUGAAACGCGAAACAGAGCUACAUCUAAGAAUCGAUGAGCUUAUGGACGAAAUUGCAAAUUUAGAAGCAAUUACAGGUACAAGUGUGGCACAUGAACCGGGUCCCGAAGUGGAGAACGAUGCUCGAUGGGAAGAAUUCGAAGCGCCAGAUUGGUGUAUUCCUAUCAAGGCUAAUGUGCUGACUUUUGAUUGGGAUGAACUCGCAAAUGAAUGCCAAUUCGACGUAAUUCUCAUGGACCCACCAUGGCAACUUGCGACUCACGCACCCACACGCGGUGUAGCCAUUGCGUAUCAACAACUUCCCGACGUGUGUAUCGAGGAAUUGCCGAUCGCGAAACUACAACAGAACGGAUUCCUCUUCAUUUGGGUCAUCAAUAAUAAAUAUGCGAAGGUGUUCGAUAUGAUGAAGAAGUGGGGAUAUACGUACGUAGAUGAUAUCACAUGGGUUAAACAGACCGUAAAUAGAAGAAUGGCAAAAGGUCAUGGGUUCUAUUUGCAACAUGCCAAAGAAACUUGUUUAGUAGGAAAAAAGGGAAUAGAUCCACCAGGAACUCGAUAUUCUAUUUCAUCAGAUGUGAUAUUUUCCGAAAGACGAGGCCAAAGCCAAAAACCCGAAGAAUUAUACGAAAUGAUUGAAGAACUCGUACCAGAUGGAAAAUAUCUUGAAAUAUUUGGACGAAAAAAUAAUCUCCGUGAUUACUGGGUUACGAUAGGAAACGAAUUGUAA